AUGGGCAUUUAUUGCCUUCGUCCUUGCGAAACCUGCUUGUUGGAGCCAGUCGGUCCAGACAUGGGAGCGCCUUGUCGGAUCGCCCAAUAUCCUUGUCCUAACGUUUGCACUAAUGUUUGUCCCAACGUUUGCACCAACACCUGCCAGUGCGGUAUACCGCAGUGCGAGUGCUGCAGAGACAUUGCCACCCCUUGCAAAGUUUGCCCACCGAAGCCAUCACCAGUCUGCUCCUGCCUUGGCGCAUGCGGGUGCGACUGCGAGCUCACCAAGGCGGCCCUUUAUUUCCCCGAAGUCGAAUAUCCAGUGACUGUUUUGGAUGUGAAACCGUCUUAUUAUGGCACGUGUUGGACCUGC
Molecule: messenger RNA, 354 nt
Organism: Iphiclides podalirius (scarce swallowtail)
Lineage: Eukaryota; Metazoa; Arthropoda; Insecta; Lepidoptera; Papilionidae
Source: the annotation of a GenBank genome assembly